Messenger RNA from Nothobranchius furzeri (turquoise killifish), 1975 nucleotides. It is a transcript of the gene tmem33, whose product is annotated as transmembrane protein 33. Gene Ontology annotation, biological process: membrane organization; endoplasmic reticulum tubular network organization. Lineage: Eukaryota; Metazoa; Chordata; Actinopteri; Cyprinodontiformes; Nothobranchiidae. The record is from RefSeq and is a predicted model, not a curated record. Gene Ontology annotation, cellular component: endoplasmic reticulum; membrane.
ACGGUUCUUCCGCUUCAGAAGGUCAGGUGAUCAUUUACUACAGUCGCUACAGCUACAGUGGUGGCCAGUUAAUUCACGCAACGGAAUUAUUCGAUCCUGACGGACACCGUUUUAUAACCAAGUCCAAUAUAAUCGAGUUAGUUCGUGUUUGUAUUUCUUUAAACAGCAAGAAGGAACAGCCCUAAUAAAGAGGACCCACACUCUGAGAGAUGGCUGAUACAAACCAACAAGCCCCGCCCCCCCAGCUUGGGCCUGUGCCAUUUUUACUGACCAACAAGCUGGAAACUGCCAUGUGGCUGUCUCGUCUCUUUACUGUUUACUGUUCCAUCAUGUUUAUUCUACCAAUCCUGGGACCUCAUGCAGCAGCUAACUUUUAUCAGAGAGCCUUGUUAGCCAAUGCACUCACCAGUGCGCUUCGCCUACACCAGAGGCUUCCACGCUUUCAGCUGAGCAGAGCUUUCCUGGCCCAGGCUCUGCAAGAAGACAGCUGCCAUUACCUGCUUUACUCUCUCAUCCUGGUCAAUUCUUAUCCCAUCACGAUGAGCAUAUUUCCAGUGUUCCUGUUUUCUUUGCUUCAUGCUACAACUUACACAAAGAAGGUUCUUGAUUCUAUGGGCCCAAACAGCCUGAUGUUUGUACGAAACCUCCUGGACCGACUAGCAGCCAAUCAGCAGAACAUCCUGAAGUUCAUCGCCUGUAACGAGAUUUUCUUAAUGCCAGCUACUGUUUUCAUGCUCUUCAGUGGCCAGGGAAGCUUGUUGCUGCCUUUUAUUUACUACCGAUUCCUCACACUCCGCUACACAUCCAGAAGAAACCCAUACUGCCGCACCUUGUUCUACGAGCUACGGAUUCUUCUGGAACACUUCAUCAUGAAGCCCGCCUGCCCUGCUUUCCUGAGGAGAAUGUGCCUCAGCAGCAUCGCCUUCAUCAGCCGCCUCGCCCCCACAGGGGUCUGAUUCCUCCAUGUAGACAGUUACUGGUUUCUUUACAUUUUUAUUUUUAAGCCAAUAAAGAUGAGACUUAACUAUGAUGGGGACAGACAUUGCCACCGAUGGAAGGAACCUUUUUAUGGAUGUCAGCAUUGAGUCAUGUUUUCUGGGUAUUUUGAAUACAACUGAAGAGAAUCUGGUAAAGCACUGAAGUCUGAGAGUAAUAUUGUUUUGUUUUCUUAUUGUGACCCCCCUCAAACAGUGGUCACCUUUUAAUUUGUUAUUUUCACUAAACAAAGUCCUGCAGACAUCAUCUAUGUUCUGUUGGCCAUUUGUCAUUUCCUAAAUGCCUUUAUUUAUUCAUUAACAUGUUUAUUCUGUGAUAGAACAAUAACAUGAGAUUAUUAACUUAAUGAAAACUAAAUUAUGUACACAAAAAUUGUUGUUUUAUCAUUUUUGUUUGCAGCAUCUUAUGAUUUGUCAGAAUGCCUCACUUUCAAUGUUUUAGUUUUAUGCUAAUAGCUAGCUCUUUAAACAGCACACACACAGAGCUAUGAUGUCAAAACGGAUGUUAAGCUGAGAAAAUAUCUGCUGUAUUUGAUAGAAUAUUUAAAGGUACAAGACGUUUUGCUCUUUGAAACGAUUUACCUAAAGUCGGGGUCCUCAACUCUCUUCCCAUGAGGGUCUGUAUCCAGCAUGCUUUAAUGUUUCUCUGCUUCAACACACCUGAUUUCAAUCAGCAGGUGAAUAACAGGCUUCUGCAGAGCUUGAUGAGCUGCUGAGCAGGUGAUUCAAGUACAUUGGAUUAGGGAAACAACUAAAACAUUCUGUAUACCGGCCCUUGGGGAAGGGAGUCUGGGAUCACUGACCUAAAGCAUGCCAUUCCCUUUGAAUGUAUUAAAUAUAGUUUCUCUGUUUUAAAGCAAAUUAUAUUUAACUUUUUUCAUGUGUUUAGUGUUCAACACAUUUUCCUCCCACCCUUUCUGCUUAAGACCACAUUUUUAUGACAAAGAUCAAGUUCUCUCUUAAUAAAGUAGUAAAAUUGA